CUCUGUUUUGACGUCUUUUCCGGUUCCGUUCUCUUCUCCGUGCCGUCCGUGGACCUAAACGUGUCCCGACAAAAUGGCACUUUAUAACUUUAAAAAGAUUAUGGUGGUUCCCACCGCCAAGGAAUUCAUCGACAUCACUUUGUCCAAGACCCAAAGGAAGACGCCCACGGUGAUUCACAAGCAUUACCAGAUCCACCGCAUCCGACACUUCUACAUGCGGAAGGUGAAGUUCACGCAGCAGAACUACCACGACCGGCUCACGCAGAUCCUCACCGACUUCCCCAAACUCGACGACAUCCACCCGUUUUAUGCUGAUCUGAUGAAUGUGCUGUAUGACAAAGACCACUACAAGCUGGCCUUGGGUCAGAUCAACAUCGCCAGGAACCUGAUCGAUAAUGUUGCCAAGGAUUACGUGCGUCUGAUGAAGUACGGAGACUCCAUGUAUCGCUGCAAGCAGCUGAAGAGGGCCGCUCUGGGUCGGAUGUGCACCAUCCUGAAGAGGCAGAAAUCCAGCCUGGAAUAUCUGGAACAAGUGCGCCAGCAUCUGUCCCGUCUGCCGAGCAUCGACCCGAACACCAGGACCCUGCUGCUGUGCGGCUACCCCAACGUGGGGAAGUCCAGCUUCAUCAACAAGGUGACCAGGGCGGACGUCGACGUGCAGCCGUACGCCUUCACCACCAAGUCUCUGUUCGUGGGUCACAUGGACUAUCGGUACCUCCGCUGGCAGGUGGUGGACACGCCGGGCAUCCUGGACCACCCGCUGGAGGAGAGGAACACCAUCGAGAUGCAGGCCAUCACGGCGCUGGCCCACCUGCGGGCGGCGGUGCUCUACGUCAUGGACCCGUCGGAGCAGUGCGGCCACACGCUGCAGGAGCAGCUGGAGCUGUUCAACAACAUCCGCCCGCUGUUCGCCAACAAGCCUUUAAUUGUCGUGGCGAACAAAUGCGACGUGAAGAAGAUCAGCGAGCUGUCGGAGGAGAACCAGAAAAUGUUCGCAGACCUCUCUGCAGAGGGCGUCCCCGUCAUCGAGACGAGCACGCUGACGGAGGAGGGCGUCAUCCGGGUGAAAACCGAGGCCUGCGACCAGCUCCUGGCUCACCGCGUCAGCACCAAGAUAAAAGGCAAGAAGGUCCACGACGUGCUCAACAGGCUGCACCUGGCCAUGCCCGCCAAGAGGGACGAGAAGGACCGACCGCCCUUCAUCCCAGAGGGAGCGCUGAACAGAAAGAAAGCCAUGCAGGUGGACACGCCCAAACGCAAGCUGGAGAGAGAUCUGGAGCUGGAGCUCGGUGACGAUUACAUCCUGGACCUCCAGAAAUACUGGGAUCUGAUGAACGAGGACGAGAAGCACGAUAAGAUCCCUGAAGUGUGGGAGGGCCACAAUGUUGCAGAUUACAUCGACCCCGACAUUAUGAGGAAACUGGAGGAGCUGGAGAAGGAGGAGGAGCUGAAGGAGCGAGCCGGGGAGUACGAAUCGGACGAGGAGAGCGAGGACGAAGAGAUGCAGGAGAUCCGCACCCUGGCCAAGCAGAUCCGGGAGAAGAAGCAGCUCCUGGUGCUGGAGUCCAAGGAGAAGGACGUACACGGACCCCGCAUGCCCAGAACGGCCACCAAGGUUGAAAAGAAGAAGCUGGAGAAGGAGAUGAGUAACCUCGGCCUGGACAUGAACGACAAGAACGAUAGCCACUACGCCCUGCAGGCCCGACGCUCCCGCAGCGCCACCAGGAAACGCCAGCGCGAAGCUUCGGCUCCUCCCACCUCCAGAACCCGCAGCCAGAGCGCGUCCCGUCCUCCGCGAGACCAGUCCGGCUUACGCGAUGGAAAGAUGGUGAAGAAGGCGAAGAGGAUGAUGAAGAACUCCCAGAGAGACAUGAACCGGCAGGCCAGGAAGGGAGAGUCCGACAGACACGUGUUCGACCUCAAACCCAAACACCUGCUGUCCGGCAAGAGGAAGUCGGGCACCAAAGAUCGCAGAUAAACACGGACUGAAACCAACAACCCGACUAUAUUAUCAGUUAUUUGCCUUUGCUCCCGAGACAGAAGCAGAGACCCAAGAACAGCUAUGAAACGCUUGAUUAUCAGAGUUACAUGAUGAUGUCAGAAAUCAAAUCUUUCUCCAAAAUUUCAUGCCGAACAGCUCGUUUAUUUGUGUGUGGAUCGGAGAGUACUCGGCGUUCUCUGGAUCAAACCACAGCGAUGUUUUCUGUAGAGUCUUCUGUUGUGGAAUACUCCUUGACAAGGAAGCCGAAUAAAGAAACGCCUGGACUCAAGUGA
Messenger RNA from Fundulus heteroclitus (mummichog), 2274 nucleotides. RefSeq names its product GTP binding protein 4 (gene gtpbp4). The record is from RefSeq and is a predicted model, not a curated record. Gene Ontology annotation, biological process: ribosomal large subunit biogenesis. Gene Ontology annotation, molecular function: RNA binding; GTP binding; GTPase activity. Gene Ontology annotation, cellular component: nucleolus. The transcript is spliced from 17 exons. Bases 74 to 1978 code for a protein of 634 amino acids. Lineage: Eukaryota; Metazoa; Chordata; Actinopteri; Cyprinodontiformes; Fundulidae.